CACCAAAUUGACCGAUCCGCAAAUAUGGCCGGAGAAGCAGACUCUGCUGCCAUGACCACCAGCAGCGCUGAUCGCAUGGUAGGCAUGGAUCACGCUGAAGUGCGUUAUUUCACGAGUUAUGAUCACCAUGGCAUUCAUGAGGAGAUGCUUAAAGACGAUGUUCGUACUAGAUCGUACCGUGACUCUAUCUACCAGAACCGUCACAUCUUCAAGGACAAGGUCGUUCUCGAUGUCGGUUGCGGAACUGGUAUUCUCAGCAUGUUCGCCGCCAAGGCAGGUGCCAAGCAUGUGAUUGGUGUCGAUAUGUCGUCGAUCAUUGAGAAGGCUCGUGAGAUUGUUGCUGUGAAUGGCUUGUCGGACAAGAUCACCCUGCUCCAGGGAAAGAUGGAGGAGGUCGUCCUCCCUUAUCCCAAGGUUGAUAUCAUCAUCUCCGAGUGGAUGGGCUACUUCCUUCUCUAUGAGAGCAUGUUGGACACCGUUCUCUACGCCCGUGACCGUUACCUUGUUCCUGGCGGCAAGAUCUUCCCCGACAAGGCCACCAUGUACUUGGCUGCCAUCGAGGAUGGCGAGUACAAGGAUGACAAGAUUGGAUUCUGGGACAAUGUGUAUGGAUUCAACUACAGCCCGAUGAAGCAGAUUGCCCUUACCGAGCCCCUUGUCGACACUGUCGAGAUGAAGGCGCUCGUUACCGACCCUUGCCCCAUCAUCACCCUUGACCUUUACACUGUCACUCCGGCCGACUUGGUCUUCAAGGUACCCUUUUCGCUUCCUGCCAAGCGCAGUGACUUCAUCCACGCAGUGAUCGCUUGGUUCGAUAUUGAAUUCGGCGCCUGCCACAAGCCCAUCACCUUCUCCACCGGUCCCCAUGCCAAAUACACCCACUGGAAGCAGACCGUCUUCUAUCUUCGCGAUGUUCUGACCGUCGAGGAGGAGGAAGUUGUUUCCGGUGUUCUCGAGAACAAGCCGAACGAUAAGAACAAGCGCGACCUUGACAUCAGCAUCUCCUACAAGUUCGAGACCACGGAUCCGAACCGUUACUCCGAGGGCAGCUGCUUCUACAGGAUGUGCUAAAUUCUUGGCCAUCCCUUGUUUCUUCGGUUGCUUAGCUAUUUUGCUUGGAGUCGAUUUAUGUUCACCAGUAACAUAAAGUGGUUCUGCCCUGUGGGCAGCAUAGCAUUUUAACGGAAGUUCACUUGUAUGGAUGUCGGUCUGAUGGAAGGUUAUAUUUUGGACUUCCUUUGAUUUCAGUCAUGCCAUUUUUCAUCAUUUUUCUCGGCGUAUACGGAAGGCAAGGCAACGGCAUCAUCAGUUGGCGCGGUACGGAGAGAAGAUUUCCAAAGGACGAUUAUGAAGCUCCUCGAAUUUCCCAAGUAGAUACCCCGAGUCGACGCUCAGUCUCACACCUCCGACGUUCUGUCUAUGCAUUACUUAGCUUCAGGUCCAUUAAUCUCACGAAGUUCAACUAACCGGUUCACU
This is a messenger RNA of Aspergillus piperis CBS 112811, 1476 nucleotides long. It is a transcript of the gene rmtA, whose product is annotated as protein-arginine omega-N methyltransferase HMT1. The record is from RefSeq and is a predicted model, not a curated record. Gene Ontology annotation, biological process: peptidyl-arginine methylation. The transcript has 7 exons. The coding region runs from base 25 to 1071 and encodes 348 amino acids. Gene Ontology annotation, cellular component: nucleus. Gene Ontology annotation, molecular function: protein-arginine N-methyltransferase activity. Lineage: Eukaryota; Fungi; Ascomycota; Eurotiomycetes; Eurotiales; Aspergillaceae.